ACCCACAGGUCGAGAGCACAGAACUGUAAAAUAUGUGGUCGUCGAGAGUGAUCAAGUGAGCGUGGUGGCCGUGGCAGCCUGGCCCUGGUGAGAAAGUAGAUUUGAAUUCAUGAAUCACAGAUAACAUGGCGAUGAAGCAAGAAAUUGAUUGUUGGACGUCUCUCUCAAGUGCAGAUGGAGAAGGAGAGGGAACUCUUCAGUCAUCACAUGAACGUGAUGAAGGAAACAUCUGCAUCAAGGAGGAAGGAGAAGUUGAGAAGAAGACGUGUCUUUCCAUUCCAAGUUCAGAUCGUUUGAUAUAUGAGGGUCAGCUUGUAACUCAAGACGGUGUGGUCUUCACCACCAAGCAAGAAGGACAAGACCCAUCGACCAAACAAGAAAUGAUCUAUGCCACCAUAAAGCAAGAAGAUGAAGAAGAGAUAUUUGAACCUAUUACAACUCGAGGUGAAGGAGGAGGAGAAACUGAGCAAUCAAUUCCUGAAGAUAAAGAGUUGGACAAUGGAAAGGACAAGAUACACCCACAUAUAACAGGAUGCAGUGGAGAGAAGUCCCAUCUUUGUAAACAUUGCAGUAAGGCAUUUACUGAUGAGAACACUCUGAUACUACAUCAGAAAACACACCAGGGCGAGUAUGAGCAUACUCACCACCUUAGAACACGAACAGGAGAGAAACCUUUCAAGUGUUCCCAGCGUGAUAAGGGUUUUAUUCAUAUUAGUAAACUAAGUGGCCAUUUACUAACACACGGUGGAGAAAAGCCUUUCAAGUGUUCUCAGUGUGAUAAGAGAUUUUGUCAUAGAGUUUCCCUAACCUGUCAUUUAAGAACACACCAUGGUGAAAAGCCUUAUAAAUGUUCCCAAUGUGAUGAGGUAUUUUGUUACCAAAGUAAUCUUACUACCCAUUCAAGAACGCAUAGUGUAGAAAAGCUGUAUCGGUGUCCCGAUUGUAAUAAAGGAUUUUCUCAAAAGUCUAGUCUUUCUAGCCACCUUAGAGUACAUACAGGACAGAAACCUUUUAAAUGUUCUCAUUGUGGUAAGGGUUUUUUCUCACCAAGUAAUCUUACCUGUCAUGUAAGAAUGCAUAUAGGAGAAAAGCCUCAUCUUUGUCCUUAUUGUGAUAAAGGAUUUUCUCAGAAGACUAAGCUUACUAUCCACCUUAGAACACAUACAGGAGAGAAACCCUUUAAGUGUUCUCAUUGUGAUAAGGGUUUUUCUCAUCAAUGGAAUCUUAUCCGUCAUGUAAGGACGCACACAGAUGAAAUGCCUUAUCAGUGUCCUUAUUGUGAGAAAGGAUUUUCUCAAAAGUCUAGUCUUUCUAGCCACCUUAGAGUACAUACAGGAGAGAAACCUUUUAAGUGUUCCCAGUGUGAUAAGGGAUUUUCUCAAAAGACUAUGCUUACUUUCCACUUUAGAACACAUACAGGAGAGAAACCCUUUAAGUGUUCCCAGUGUAAUAAGGGUUUUUCUCACCAAUGUAAUCUUAUCCGUCAUGUAAGGACGCAUACAGGAGAAAUGCGUUAUCAGUGUUCCCAUUGUGAUGAGGUAUUUUGUUACCAAAAUAAUCUUACUACCCAUUCUAGAACGCACAGUGUAGAAAAGCUGUAUCGGUGUCCCAAUUGUGAUAAAGGAUUUUCUCAAAAGUCUAGUCUUUCUAGCCACCUUAGAGUACAUACAGGAGAGAAACCUUUUAAGUGUUCUCAUUGUGCUAAGGGUUUUUCUCACCGAAGUAAUCUUACCUGUCAUGUAAGAAUGCAUACAGGAGAAAAGCCUCAUCAGUGUUUUUAUUGCAAUAAAGGAUUUUCUCAAAAGACUAAGCUUACUAUCCACCUUAGAACACAUACAGGAGAGAAACCCUUUAAGUGUUCUCAUUGUGAUAAGGGUUUUUCUCAUCAAUGGAAUCUUAUCCGUCAUGUAAGGACGCAUACAGGAGAAAUGCCUUAUCAGUGUCCUUAUUGUGAGAAAGGAUUUUCUCAAAAGUCUAGUCUUUCUAGCCACCUUAGAGUACAUACAGGAGAGAAACCCUUUAAGUGUUCCCAGUGUGAUAAGGGAUUUUCUCAAAAGACUAAGCUUACUAUCCACCUUAGAACACAUGCAGGAGAGAAACCCUUUAAGUGUUCCCAUUGUAAUAAGGGUUUUUCUCACCAAUGUAAUCUUAUCCGUCAUGUAAGGACGCAUACAGGAGAAAUGCCUUAUCAGUGUUCACAUUGUGAUAAGGGAUUUUCUCAACAGACUAAGCUUACAAUCCACCUUAGAACUCAUACAGGAAAGAGUCCCUUUAAGUGUUCCAAGUGUAAUAAGGGUUUUUCUCACCAAUGUAAUCUUAUCCGUCAUGUAAGGACGCAUACAGGAGAAAUGCGUUAUCAGUGUUCCCAUUGUGAUGAGGUAUUUUGUUACCAAAGUAAUCUUACAACCCAUUCUAGAACGCACAGUGUAGAAAAGCUGUAUCGGUGUCCCAAUUGUGAUAAAGGAUUUUCUCAAAAGUCUAGUCUUUCUAGCCACCUUAGAGUACAUACAGGAGAGAAACCUUUUAAGUGUUCUCAUUGUGAUAAGGGUUUUUCUCACCGAAGUAAUCUUACCUGUCAUGUAAGAAUGCAUACUGGAGAAAAGCCUCAUCGGUGUCCCUAUUGUGAUAAAGGAUUUUCUCAAAAGACUAAGCUUACUAUCCACCUUAGAACACAUACAGGAGAGAAACCCUUUAAGUGUUCUCAUUGUGAUAAGGGUUUUUCUCAUCAAUGGAAUCUUAUCCGUCAUGUAAGGACGCACACAGAUGAAAUGCCUUAUCAGUGUCCUUAAUGUGAUAAAGGAUUUUCUCAAAAGACUAAGCUUACUAUCCACCUUUUUUUCAAGAUUCAAGAUUUAAAUUAAUAAUAAUAAAUUACAUACUGUAAAAUAUUGCUAGCGAAAUUGAGUAAAUGUUUAAAUCAAAACAAAUAAAAUAAAAUGCAUACAGAUACGGGAAUUUAAUUAACUGUAACGUAGGAAAAACUGUGAUUAAAAUGCAAUACAAAUUUCAUUCAGAUGGUGUAAUAAAUAUUAAAAAGUAUUAAAA
Strongylocentrotus purpuratus (purple sea urchin) is the source of this 3045-nucleotide messenger RNA. Its product is annotated as zinc finger protein 271-like. The record is from RefSeq and is a predicted model, not a curated record. NCBI's taxonomy places the organism in Eukaryota, Metazoa, Echinodermata, Echinoidea, Camarodonta, Strongylocentrotidae.